AUGUCUGAACAAAUCAAUAAAGUUAAACAAUUGAUUAGAUCCAAACAAUCAUUUAAUUCAAAAACUAUUCAUCAUAUUAAUCAAUAUUCAUUAGUUAAUCAAAUCACUGGGUUUAUUUUAUCAAUUGGUGUUUUCAAUUCUAUUUAUACCAGUUUUAUCUUGCCAUUGUAUGAUUUUGUCAACAACAAUAUCUUUUCAAUUACUCCAAUUUAUAACAUUUUAUCUUAUGUUGAUAACUUGUAUUAUCAAAUUUUGAUUUUAUUUGAUAAAUAUUUUUUGGAAAUUCCAUUGGAAACUUUGAACUCAAUUGGUAAAACUUAUAUUAAUCCAAUUGACGAUAAAUUGAUUGAAUUGAAUAAUAAAUAUUUAAAACCAAUUGAAACCAAAUCUUCAAAAGAAUUUUAUAAUAUUGUUUACACUAUUCAAGAAGUUUUAAUCAAUUUGAAAAUUUUCACUUUUGGAUAA
Molecule: messenger RNA, 465 nt
Organism: Candida tropicalis MYA-3404
Lineage: Eukaryota; Fungi; Ascomycota; Pichiomycetes; Serinales; Debaryomycetaceae
Exons: 1
Coding region: 1-465 (154 amino acids)
Source: RefSeq, a predicted model, not a curated record